AUGAUAUAAUAGACUAAAUAAUACAUCAUAUUAGAAGAAUUUUUAAAUUCUUCACUCUAAUCUCAUGAGACUCUCCAUAUUUAUCAGAAUUGGAAUUAAAUUGGUAAUGAAGGUACAUCAGACUUAAGUUCUGCUUUAUCAAAUUGCACUAAUCUCUCAAAUUUAACACUUGAUCUUAUGGGCAAUGAAAUUGAUUCAAUUGGUGCUUCAUACUUAGGUUCUGCUUUAGCAAAUUGCACUAAUCUCUUAAAUUUGGAAAUUAAUCUUUAUGAUAAUUAAAUUGAUGCCAUUGGUGCAUCAGGUUUAGGUUCUGCUUUAGUAAAUUGCACUAAUCUCUCAAAUUUGAUAAUUUGUCUUUUUGACAAUUAAAUUGGUGCUACUGGUGCUUCAGGUUUAACUUCUGCUUUAGCAAAUUGCACUAAUCUCUCAAAUUUGACACUUGAUCUUACUGGCAAUUAAAUUGGUGCUAUUGGUGCAUCAGAUUUAGGUUCUGCUUUAACAAAUUGCUCUAAUCUCUCAAAUUUGACACUUAAUCUUCAUAGAAAUUAAGUUGGUAACUAAGGUGUAUCAGGCUUAGGUUAUUCUUUAGUAAAUUGCACUAAUCUCUCAAAUUUAACACUUGAUCUUGGUAUCAAUUUAAUUGGUGCGAUUGGUGCAUCACGCUUAUGUUCCGCUUUAGCAAAUAGCACUAAUCUCUUAAAUUUGACACUUAGCCUUAGAUGGAAUUCAAUUGGUGAUGAAGGUGCAUUAGGCUUAGGUUCAGCUUUAUAGAAUUGUGCUAAUCUCUCAAAUUUAACACUUGAUCUUCGGUCUUUGAAUUUAUUUAUUUGA
Molecule: messenger RNA, 831 nt
Organism: Tetrahymena thermophila SB210
Lineage: Eukaryota; Ciliophora; Oligohymenophorea; Hymenostomatida; Tetrahymenidae
Exons: 11
Biological process (GO): nucleocytoplasmic transport; activation of GTPase activity
Cellular component (GO): nucleus; cytosol; perinuclear region of cytoplasm
Molecular function (GO): GTPase activator activity; small GTPase binding
Source: RefSeq, a predicted model, not a curated record